Messenger RNA from Actinia tenebrosa (Australian red waratah sea anemone), 3423 nucleotides. RefSeq names its product follicle-stimulating hormone receptor. Gene Ontology annotation, biological process: adenylate cyclase-activating G protein-coupled receptor signaling pathway; hormone-mediated signaling pathway; activation of adenylate cyclase activity. Lineage: Eukaryota; Metazoa; Cnidaria; Anthozoa; Actiniaria; Actiniidae. Gene Ontology annotation, cellular component: plasma membrane. Gene Ontology annotation, molecular function: G protein-coupled peptide receptor activity; protein binding; protein-hormone receptor activity. The record is from RefSeq and is a predicted model, not a curated record.
GUCAUGCAGCUAGACGUGUUAUUGACUGGCUAUAAAAUUCGUGUUUGCUUGAUAAUCUCUCGCAUAUUUCGAAGCUGUUAAAUUAUCUGCUUAAUCAUCCGAUGGCGUUUUUAAACUGUUUACGAGCAAUUUCGACUGCUAAAUUUAUAGGUUUUAUGUGACUGGUAUAGAUAUACGAGGCAAGAUUAGUCGUUUAAUUAUAUUAUCCUGCAUUACAACACAAAGACGACACAGGAGGAAAGCACAAUUACGUGGGCAUCAAUUAGUGUCGUUAACAACAGAAUUGUAUUUAUGCGAAACUCUUAGCUAAUCUUCCUUAAUUGUCCAGCUCUUUUAUAAUCUGGACAUAAAGAAAGCAUAAAUUAUUAAGCCGGAGUGAAUAUGUUAUGGCCUGAUGUGGGCUUACACGUACGAGUGCUGAAAUCCUUAUUAUUAUUUAUUAAGGUGAAUCGUAUUGCCAUAUUAAACAUGGGUUUGCCUCCCAUGAAGGCUGUUUCGUUGCGUUUUCUUCUGAUUUGUGGAGCUUGUUUGAUCACUUCGUGUGUGGGUUUCGCCUGCCAACCUCCAAAGAUUGUACUGAACUGCAGAGGGAAAGAACUUCUGACAUUCCCAAGUGAUAAAUGUGGCUUCAACAAAACAGAAGUUCAUUGCUUAAUUCUUUCCAACAACCGCUUACAGAAUGUCACGAAGUCGAUGUUUUCUUCUUUAAAAGAUCUGGAGACACUUAUGCUCGAUGACAAUGGACUGACCAUUAUACAGCCUCAAGCUUUUAACGGGCUCGUCUCGCUUCGUGUGUUAAUUCUGUCUAAAAAUAAAAUCAAACACCUGUCGUCGUCCAUGUUUUCUGGUUUAACUAACCUAACAGAGCUGAGACUUGACUUUAAUGAAGUGACAAGCAUUGAGAGCGGAGCAUUUAAUCAUCUGACAUCUCUUCGUAUAUUGAGUAUGGGUAGGAAUCAAAUCAAGCAUCUGACAUCAUCAAUGUUCUCUGGAUUAACCAAUCUUCAAAUGCUAACUAUUGAAGAGAAUGGCCUGAUGAGCGUCCAUCCAGGUGCUCUGGAUGACUUGAUCUCUCUGACUGAACUAAAUCUAGAGAAAAACCAGCUUGAGGAGAUUCCGCAGUUUAAUGUUUCAUCAAAAGUAACGACUCUACGCUUGGCUUUCAAUCCCAUAGCAACUUUACAUAUAUCAACCAUGAAGAAUUAUCCUCACCUGGUAUUCUUGUAUCUUACGGAAUCAAGAUUAACCAGGUUACCUAGCAAGAUAUUCUCCUAUAACAGAAAACUCAGACGAUUAAAUCUCUUUAACACACCUUUGGAGUACGUCGACGACGAUGCCUUCGAUGGUGUAGAACUGAGAGAAUUGAAUUUAGAAGGGACCAAAAUCACCAAUCUUCCUGGCAAAGGAAUGGAAUCCUUAAACUACUUAAACAUCCGUAAAGUGAAGAGCCUUUGGGAACUGCCAUUCAAGUCAUUCCAGAAGCUCUGGCAUGCAAAGGUUGAGUAUCACUUCCACUGUUGCCUGUUCGAGAAGUACUACGACAACGCAGAAGCGAGUAAUCCAAACCUGAAGAACUAUUCUGUUGUUAAAGUCUGUCCAACUAGUACUCCAUCUUCAACUACAGUCAAACCGAAAAGCAAAACUGAUGAAAAACAGUCUUCUGGUGACAUAUUCGACAAGCACAAAGGUUCGUACGAGAAGGACAACCACACCAUCACAUUGUCACCAACUUCGUGUAUCAAUCUUGGUGACUCGAAUGUACAUGUGCAGGAUGAAAAGAAAGAGUUGAUAUGUGAGCCUCAGCCUGAUGCAUUCAAUCCGUGUGAGGAUCUGCUUGGCACGAUGGGAUUGCGCAUCUGUACUUGGUUUGUCUUAAUAUUUGCGCUCGUAGGGAAUGGACUCCAGUUGAUAGUACUGUUCACCAGCAAACGAAAUACAGCGAUGUACCGCGUCCUUAUGUGUAAUCUAUCACUUGCCAAUCUAUUCAUGGGAAUGUACUUAUUUAUGCUUGCCGUGGCUGACGCACGAACGUAUAGCGAGUAUCAGAAUCACGCCAAGGCGUGGCAGUUUGGCCCUGGAUGCAACAUUGCAGGAUUCAUAUCAAUCCUCUCCACCGAACUGGCUGUAUACACAUUAACUGUUAUCACUGUAGAACGUUAUUUUACUAUAGUUCAUCCUAUGAAACUAGACAUGCAUUUAUCCACAAGGCAGAUUAUCAUUUUGAUGAUAUUUGGUUGGGUUUUUGCGUUAAUCAUGGCCAUUCUGCCGAUCUUCAACAUCAGCAGCUACCAGAGGGUCGCCAUUUGCUUGCCAUUUGACGUCGAGACUCUAGUGUCUAAAAUGUACGUGACAGCUCUACUGACAACCAAUGGCUUAGCUUUUUUCACUGUGUUAUUUUGUUAUACAAGAAUGUACUUUAGCCUUGGAGGAACUAGUUGUUCAAGCGCCGCUUCAAGUGCCACACGCGUGGAGAGUCGAGUGGCCAAGAAGAUGGCUCUUCUGGUGUUCUCGAACUUCACAUGUUGGUUCCCUAUCGCUUUAUUUAGUCUUAUAGCUGUUUAUGGAUCACCGCUUAUCGAUGUCCCGACCUCUAAAUUUCUGUUAGUCUUCGUGUAUCCUAUCAACGCCUUCACCAAUCCUUAUCUAUAUGCUUUGGGAACCAAACAUUUCCAACUAGACUUUCUUGAUCUGCUCAAACGCUUGGGCCUAUGCCCAAAAGGCUCUGAAAGACUACGUAAUAAGUUACUAGAUCAAAUAGCUUCAUUGCCAAAUACCUCUAAAGCCUAUAUGGGCAGUAGAUCCAGCAUCAAUAUGUACGGUAUUCCAUCACGGUAUUCGGUGGACAGUAGUCCAAAAACCCUUCACUCAAGAAGCGUCGACUCCUCGGCUACCGCGAAAAAAGUCUCGUCAUUCUCUUGCCGAUUCCUUCCGAUUCCCAAUAUGAGUUUUUCUUCUUGUGGAGACCCAACAGAGUCGACAGAACGGUCUCGAGCAAGUUCUGAGAGUACAUCAGACUUCUCGACCUCACAGAUACAACCUCUUUUGAAGAGGCAGCAUAAAAAUGGCAACGCCAGAGAAGAGGGACGUCGAUCAUCGGCAAGAGAGAUCAUUAUUGGCGGGAAUCUUCUAGAUAAGAACGAAAACGGUUGUCAACCCCCAAACAACUCACCUGAAGAUGGCCAAAAAUCGUUAGACAAUGAAGAAAUCUACGAGAACGAGAGUUGCGUUAAAGACGAAAAUGCCAAGAACAAUUCAGUACCUGUUGUUAUGGUUACUUCUUGCUGAAUUAGUUACAGUAAUUAAUAUUUGUGAUUCUUUAUUUUAAGUUAUAAAAACAAAAAACCAGAGACUAUAUUUACAGUGAACCAUAAGAUAUGCAAAUUCUAAUAUAUAUUAAAAAGGGAUUAUAUUCCAAAAAAAAAA